UAUCGGAGGAUAGACUUCUUCGGCACAUGCUUCCUCGCACCGGUCUCAUUUCUCUCUCGGAGAAUGAAAAGAAAAAAAAAACAAAUGCCUCGUGCCAACCCAUUCUUCUCCAUUAUUCGGCUGGACAAGCUCAAAUUGUCAUGGGUCACUAUCUUAUAAAAAACAUGAGAGACCACUGCGUUCGAGUUCUCCUUUUCUUUGCUCAUGGACUCCGCCGCUUUUAUCUCCCGCUUACCGAUCAGCCUUUACGGUUAUGUGCCCGAGCAAACUGACUGUAUCGUAUUCUUGGUCUUGUUCUCAGUUUCAACGGCUCUUCAUUUCGUCCAGGCAAUCGCCUUUCGCCAAUUAUGGGUCUUUCCUACUAUUUUCCUGUGUGGUGUUGCUGAGAUUAUCGGAUGGAGCUGCCGGUUGUGGUCAUAUAACAACGUUUUUCUUAUACGGCCCUUCGAAGUCCAGUACUUUUGCCUCAUGAUUGCCCCAGUAUUCCUUUUCGCUGCAAAUAUCGUGAUCUUCGUUCGGAUUGUUCAGCGGUUGGGACCAUGGUAUAGCCCACUCAAACCUCGCUACUACCUGAUUAUCUUCGCCUUCUUCGCUGUGGUUGCCGCGAUCGUUAUGACAGUCGGUCUCGGCGUCGCCCUAGGGGCCGUUCCAGGCCUCGAUUUGGACCAGGUCAACACGGGCGUCAACGUCGUCCUGGCUGGCGUUGCUAUUCACCUUUUCGCCCUCGUCCUGUAUCUUACCCUCUCUGGAUUCUUCUUCAUCCGACAUUCUCUCGAUUUACCGAGCAGCGAAGCUGUGGAAAGCUCUCAAGGAACGAUCAUUCCUCGUUCACCGUGGGACAAGCAGGUCCUCGUAUUGAGCUUAGCGCUGAUGUUCGAUAUGACUUGUAUCCUCGUUCGAACGAUUUACAGAACCCUUGAGCUCAGUUAUGGAAUAUUUGGAAGAUAUAUGGUCACUGAGCGGUUUGUCGUUGCGAUGGAUGCUGCGAUGAUGGUGGCGGCGAUGGUUCUAUGGAAUCUCGUGCAUCCGGCACUAUUUAUGAAGCGUCGCAUUGCUAUCGAAUAGAUGUCCCUACGCAAUGAUACUCCUUAUCAGCAAUGAAAUGCUGACAAAUCAUCUUACUGCAAUGGAAGUUUGGAUCCACAUGCGUCCAUAGUUUGAAGAUGCCUUGCUUCAGGCACAAGCAAUCAGAGCCGCCCAUUUUUUCACGAGGAAAAGUAAUGCGACAUAAGCCCGAAUGAGCCCAUGCAUUAGCCGUCGCAACGCGAGCUUAACGGCUACUUUCUCAAAUGAUUGUUCAUCCUUGUGGUGAUAUCUGAAAGUGUGCCACUGGUGUUUUGGCCAUGGAGCGGCCUGGUCCGUUGUGGCUUCAGCCUCGGGUCACAGCUCAUGGUUCAGUUAAUUCUGCAUAU
Messenger RNA from Desarmillaria tabescens, 1412 nucleotides. Its product is annotated as RTA1 like protein-domain-containing protein. Bases 205 to 1065 code for a protein of 286 amino acids. Lineage: Eukaryota; Fungi; Basidiomycota; Agaricomycetes; Agaricales; Physalacriaceae. Gene Ontology annotation, cellular component: plasma membrane; fungal-type vacuole. The record is from RefSeq and is a predicted model, not a curated record. The transcript is spliced from 11 exons.